Pocillopora damicornis (cauliflower coral) is the source of this 2072-nucleotide messenger RNA. RefSeq names its product beta-1 adrenergic receptor. The record is from RefSeq and is a predicted model, not a curated record. Gene Ontology annotation, biological process: G protein-coupled receptor signaling pathway. Gene Ontology annotation, molecular function: G protein-coupled receptor activity. Gene Ontology annotation, cellular component: membrane. Lineage: Eukaryota; Metazoa; Cnidaria; Anthozoa; Scleractinia; Pocilloporidae.
GGCGCCCGAGACGUAUUAUUCGUGUGCCUCACCCCUAGAGUUCCGCGCUAAAAUCAAUUUUUUCCUUGAUUUUUUUUAAUUCACGCGACGAAUUCGCCGAAAAGGGAAUGCUUGAUGUCUUCAUCUACCAUGUCUCUUUUUUCCCUUUCGCUCUUAAGGCUUUAUCUUCUACACUGAUACGAUAAUGACAUUAAACUUUUAAGAUAACAUUCAAUCUUUAAAAGGAACAUCAAUUGAAAGGUCAAACGCAAGAGACUCGCAGAGCUAACAACAUCCUUUAUAGUUUGUUCGUUCAACUUCCACUGAUAUUAAGCCUCCGUGAUGCGUAGGUCCUCACAAAUGUGUUGGAAAUGCAAAUUUUGUAAAUUGAAACUGUCAGAUUACGCGAUUUACUUAAGUUAUCAAAUAAUAAAGAUUACAAUUCUUUUCCAUGUUGAACAUAAAAGGAUAUCGCCUUACCCUGACAGACUGUCGACAGAAAGGAAACUGUGAAGUCAAUUCUUGAGUAAACUUUGACUCUGUCAAGUCAUGCAUGAACUUAAUUUAUGCGUUUGAGCGCUCAUGCCAGCUGUAAGUGGGCGAGUACUAACUGCGAUGGUUAAAAAUAAGUUGGUUAAACGUGACUGCUCUCUCAGUUCUAAUCUCGGUCUAAGCUUUUUAUGACUUCAAUGGAGCUUUUCAAUGGAUAUUUUCAGAUUUCAAGGACAACCAGUAAGCAAUAUAAGAGUCGACACAAAUUUUCUUGAUUCGAUGAACAACACAGCUCUCAACGCGACAAGUUUCCCUCUGUGUCCAAGUCUACUGAUGAAGGUUACAAGCACUCCUUACACUCCAAGUGCUACAGCUCAGACUGUAACCAUACUAACAUGUAUUGUAAACGGAAUUUCAUGUCCUGUGGCGAUUGGAGAGAAUCUUCUGGUCUUCAUGGUGAUUUUAAAAAAACGCAGUUUACGAACAACUUUUAAUACUUCUGUUCUUUGUCUGGCAGUUACGGAUCUUCUAAUUGCCAUGUUUAUUCAGCCUGCCUUCAUUGCGUAUCAGAUCGGAAAGUUUAUAAACAGUACUUACCUGUGUGUUCCUUACUUUAUAAAGACCGUGUUCGAGUUUUGGUGUGUUGGUUUAUCGUUCAUUACUCUUGGGCUCAUAACUUUAGAGAGAUACUUUGCCGUGUUUCGGCCGUUCAUUUAUCACGCCGCCGUCACGCAGUUCCGCGUAAUGCUUGUAAUUUUCAGCGGUUGGUUGUUUUGGUCUGCGUUCAGCUUCAGUCUACGUUUUUCAGCUUCUGGAAUGAACUUGAAAGCUUAUUCAAUUGCAUCUUCCAUUUUAAUUACAUUCACACUGUUCCAAACAAUAUUUGUCUAUUUUAAACUCUACAAGGCUUCUCGAAUCAAAGACCAUUCGCACAGUCAAGCCAGCCAAAACAGUAGCUACCCCAACAGACCGAGAUCUUUAGGGGUCGCUGAGGCUAAAGCAACCAAAACAAUUAUAAUCAUAACAGGAUCAUUUUUUCUUUGUUUCGCGCCAACUCUGUGUGUUUCCUUAGUGCACCAACUUGCUUACGUAAGAGAAGACGUCAUAUUACACGUGGUUUAUCCGCUGGCAGAGAGUGCGCUGUUUCUAACAGCCCUUGUCAACCCUGUCAUUUAUGUGUGGCGAAAUGCUUUGGUAAAAGAGAGCUUAAAAGAGCUUUUCAAGGCUCAUUAAUAAUUAUUCUUUAAGCAGAAGUAUUUUUUCUACAGGCAUUUAGAGAACAAAGGAACAAUUCUCUAGUCAAUGGUUAUGAUAUUUGACCGUCUGAAAUAGUGUUGAAGUCUCUUAACUAGAGGCACCAGAUCACCAUGAAAAUAUGCUGACCGUCUUUUCCUCUUAAUAUUUCACUUGUGAGAACAUAUUGAAACCUGUAAGCAACAGGAAUAAUAUUCGAUCAUGACUUUGAUUGAAAUAAACUAUUAAAUCAUUCGCCUAAAUUUUAUCAACAUCCAAGCAUAAAUGUGUACACUGAAGACUGCAGAUAAAAAUAUAAAAUCUGCAAUUUUAACAGAAAUAAGAUAUAGUUUCUCAGUUACUCUUUA